GUUGCCGAAUACAUGCCAACACUAAGAUAUCACAACACUUCUCAUGUAGGUGGUGUUGGCCAUACUGCUAAGUGCAUCAUGGAUCCAAAAAAGGUACUGAUAAUGAACGUACAUUAUCCAGAUAAAUUCUAUAACGAUUAUUUUCUUUAUGCACUGGAGCCAGAAAUUGCUGUAGUAAGACACUAUCGUGACCUUGCGCUCGGUGCUUGGGGUCAAAUAUGGCUAAGAGAAGUGGAAAAGAUGGGCAACUUCUCUAUGACCAACUAUCCGACAAGAUGGAGAAACGAUUUGCGAAAAAGUGUGCAGCAACGAUUGCGCUAUGUCUACGGUAAUAAGCGAUGA
Strongylus vulgaris is the source of this 342-nucleotide messenger RNA. NCBI's taxonomy places the organism in Eukaryota, Metazoa, Nematoda, Chromadorea, Rhabditida, Strongylidae. The record is from the annotation of a GenBank genome assembly.